GUCCCACCCCAUCCUUCCCUUGUCCAAUUUCACUCAGCCGAGGGAGACCCGUCUCACUCACAGCUCACUUUGACCUUCCUUGCGACCGAAGCCAGAACGGAGAUCGGAUUGCUUCAAGAUGCGUGGUGCCUAUCUCUUCCCAAUCCUGGGGCUAUCCGCUGUUCCAUAUGUGGAUGCACUGCAAUUGCACCGGCGUGAUGUGCCUGCGACGGUUGAGAUACCUUUUGAGCGCAAACAGGCCGUUCAGCCGCUACGGAAAAGAGACAACACUGUUGACGUGACGCUCGACAACCAGGACUAUUUCUACUACAGCAUCAACUUGACCAUCGGAACGCCUCCACAGAAGAUGGUCCUUGCCAUAGAUACUGGCAGCAGUGAUACCUGGGUCAAUAUCGCAAGCUCAGACGAGUGUUCUGCGCAAGGCGAUCCAUGCAAGCCUUAUGGUCUAUUCGACUCCAGCGCCUCGUCCACCUACAAGAAACUCGACACGGUCAUGAACAGCACCUACGGAGGCGGGGACAAUGCUUACGGCCAUUAUGCGACCGACAAAGUCACAGUUGGUGGGACAACAAUAAAAGACAUGCAAUUUGCCGUCGCCGAGAAGUCGACCGUUAUCCACGGCCUCGCUGGGAUUGGAUAUCCCAGUCUGACAUACCAAGCCACGCAUGCGGACAAGACAUACUCCAAUCUCCCACAAGCGUUAGUCGACACCGGCGCCAUCAAGUCGCCCGCCUACAGCCUGUGGCUCGACGACCUGCAAGCCAAUACGGGAUCCGUUCUGUUCGGUGGUGUGAACAAAGCGAAGUACCACGGCGAACUGCAAACCUUGCCGAUUGUCCCUUACUUAGGCCAGUAUAUGUCCUUGGCGAUUGCCCUGACCGAAGUAUCCGUGGAAAAGAGCUCCAGUCCCAGCAAGUACACCACCGACCUUCCCGUGUCAUGCACUCUCGACAGCGGCAGUGCUCUCAUCUUGCUUCCCGAGGAUCUCGUCAACAAGAUCUACAAGGAGCUCGACGCCGCCUACGACAGCGAGACCCAAGUCCCCUAUAUUUCCUGUGACGCCGCGGAGAAAGACUACAACGUGACCUUCGGCUUCUCCGGCGCCACCAUCACCGUUCCGAUCAGUGAACUGGUCCUCCCCCUCGCUGAGCCCGACUUUGACAAAGGAGACUGUAUCUUCGGUAUCGGUCCCGGUAAGGCGGGAAUGAAUCUUCUGGGCGACACGUUCCUGCGCAGCGCUUACGUGGUCUACGACAUGGCCAACAACGAGAUUUCGCUGGCCAACACGAAUUUCUCGCCCGGUAAAGAUGAUAUUUUGGAGAUUGGCACGGGCACCAACGCCGUGCCGGGGGCUACUCUCGUGCCGUCUGCCGUCUCUUCUGCCACGGGCAAUGGGGUUGAGCCUACUGGUGCAGCACCAGCGGUGACAGUCAUGGUGUCGGGGUCCACGACUAUCACCAUGGGUGGCAGUCAGGCUACAGCAACGGAGACUACAGCUGCUGCCAAGAGCACCUCGUCGGAGGCUGGUGCGGCGAAGCCCACUGGCAAUGCCGGCCGUCUUCUGUCGGGUCUCGCAGGUGUCGGUAUGCUUCUCGCACUGUAAAUCUCACCGCAGCAAAGACUUGAAAAUGUCUAUUCAUGCGUCCGGACGCAGUUGUCUGGUUUGCUUUCCCAUGCCUGAAACCCAUGUCAUAUGACAAGAUGCACAUAGUUCAAACCAUAUAUGCAAAGCCAGCGCA
Molecule: messenger RNA, 1739 nt
Organism: Aspergillus homomorphus CBS 101889
Lineage: Eukaryota; Fungi; Ascomycota; Eurotiomycetes; Eurotiales; Aspergillaceae
Product: pepsin-like aspartic protease
Exons: 3
Coding region: 119-1603 (494 amino acids)
Biological process (GO): proteolysis
Molecular function (GO): aspartic-type endopeptidase activity
Source: RefSeq, a predicted model, not a curated record